This is a messenger RNA of Tauraco erythrolophus (red-crested turaco), 457 nucleotides long. The record is from RefSeq and is a predicted model, not a curated record. NCBI's taxonomy places the organism in Eukaryota, Metazoa, Chordata, Aves, Musophagiformes, Musophagidae.
AUCAGCAAAAAACCACAGUGAUUGAAAACGGUGAAAUCAGAUUCAAUGGAAAAGGGAAAAAGAUUCGGAAGCCUCGAACCAUUUACUCUAGUCUACAACUCCAGGCUUUAAAUCAUCGCUUUCAGCAGACUCAGUACCUGGCGCUUCCAGAGAGAGCCGAACUGGCAGCUUCAUUAGGACUAACCCAGACACAGGUGAAGAUCUGGUUUCAGAACAAGCGCUCCAAAUUCAAGAAGCUGCUGAAGCAGGGCAGCAACCCCCACGAGAGCGACCCUCUGCCCGGCUCCGCUGCCCUCUCCCCUCGCUCUCCGGCUCUGCCUCCAGUCUGGGACGUUUCAGCUUCUGCCAAGGGAGUCAAUAUGCCUCCCAACAGCUACAUGCCUGGCUAUUCUCACUGGUAUUCUUCUCCACAUCAAGACACAAUGCAGAGACCACAAAUGAUGUGAAUUGUCCAAGA